Messenger RNA from Poeciliopsis prolifica (blackstripe livebearer), 5538 nucleotides. RefSeq names its product A disintegrin and metalloproteinase with thrombospondin motifs 16. Gene Ontology annotation, molecular function: metalloendopeptidase activity. Gene Ontology annotation, cellular component: extracellular matrix. Gene Ontology annotation, biological process: extracellular matrix organization; proteolysis. NCBI's taxonomy places the organism in Eukaryota, Metazoa, Chordata, Actinopteri, Cyprinodontiformes, Poeciliidae. The record is from RefSeq and is a predicted model, not a curated record. The transcript has 24 exons. Bases 236 to 4162 code for a protein of 1308 amino acids.
CUGAGUUCAUGCACUUUCUUCUUCCAUCUGGACUCUGCGCUUGGAGAGGAAUGGAUACCAAAGUGGUUCAUCUAAGAAAGACUACAUCUUAAUCUGGUUGAUGCUUUGUUCUUCAAACUGUUGCAGCCGCUGUUUGACUUCUCAACUCAAGCUGCAGGAAGAUCUCCCGAAUCUCUUUUUUGUUUGUUUGUUUUUUCUUAACAUAUUGUAUACCAAAAAAAGGUGAUCCACAGAGAUGGCUUUGCUGCGUCUUUUUCAUGGAGUAGAUAUAAACCUCUCGCGGUGGUGGAUUUUGUGCUUCAUCUGCUUUGUCCCAUCGAGCAAAAGCGUGCUUCUGGAUAAUGGUGCAGACCGAGCCGGAUAUCAAGGUGCCUCGGCGGUUCUUCGGUCGCUUAAUUUGCCUCUCCACACAGAAUAUGAAAUAGUAACCCCAUAUGAGGUUGACCACCAAGGUGUGUACAUUUCUCAUGAAAUCGCCCAUCACAAGCGUAGAAGACGACAUCGAUCCCUGACUUCAGACGCAGAACAUCCAGACACUGACAGCAGCCGCGAAGCAGUCCACUUCCAGCUCAGGGGCUUGGGCCAGGAUUUCCACUUGGAGCUGAGGGAGGCUUCGGAGAGCCUCAUGGCACCUGGCUUCACUGUUCAGGUCCUGGGAAGAAACGGCACAAAGAGCCUAAGGGUUUACCACCAAGACGACCACUGCUUUUACCAGGGGUCGCUGAGGUCAAGGGUCAACUCCUCAGUGGCACUGUCCACAUGCCUGGGAAUGUCUGGUUUGAUCCGAACGCAGGAUGCAGACUACUUUCUGAGACCAGUAUCACGUAGCCUGGCAGAGAAGGAGAACUUCACCGCUCCCGUCAGUCACCAGCCACACAUCCUCUACAGGAGCGAUGGAAACUCCUGGUCAAAGCAGAGUUAUCACAAGCUGCAGAAGAGAUCCACUGAUGCAUCUCAUCACAAAGCACACAGAAGCUUCCUCUCCUCAACAGAACCCACCUACAUGGCAUACAAAGGAGAUCAAUACAGACCACCUGUAAAGCAAAAAAGUUACAUCCACGUAAACCCGCGUGGGAAAAUUAACAGCACGAGUCCUGGAGACCGACUGAAGCAUCGAGAAAGCAGCCAUCACCACAGAGAUUACAGACACGGGGAGAGGCAGAGGCAACACUUCUGUGGCAGAAGGAAGAAAUAUAUGCCUAAACCUCCAGAGGAGGACGUUUUUAUCCUUCCAGAGGAGUAUAAGAUUGUCCCCAGGAACAAGCGGGCAGUGCUGAUGAAGGAUCAACCCAAUCAGAAGCUCAAUGUGGAGAUGCUGGUUGUAGUUGACAAAAAGAUGAUGGACAACCACGGCCAUUCGAACAUCACUACAUAUGUUCUUACUGUGCUCAACAUGGUUUCCAGUCUAUUCAAAGAUGGCACUAUAGGAGGCAAUAUAAACAUAGUCAUAGUGGGUCUCGUUCUCUUGGAUGAAGAGCAGGAUGGCUUGGUAAUCAAUCACCAUGCUGACCACACUUUAAACAGCUUUUGCCACUGGCAGUCAACUCUUGGGGGCAGAGAAGGCCGACACCAUGAUCAUGCCAUCCUGCUUACAGGACUCGACAUCUGCUCUUGGAAGAAUGAACCCUGCGACACCCUUGGCUUUGCUCCAAUCAGUGGGAUGUGCAGCAAGUACCGCAGUUGUACAGUCAAUGAGGACACUGGCCUGGGUCUGGCCUUCACCAUUGCACAUGAAUCAGGACACAACUUUGGAAUGGUCCAUGACGGUGAGGGCAACGUUUGUAAAAAGUCAGAGGGCAACAUUAUGUCUCCAACAUUAGCCGGUCACAAUGGUAUCUUCUCUUGGUCUCCUUGCAGUCGCCAGUAUCUCAGUCGCUUUCUAAACACUGCCCAGGCUUUCUGCCUGUCGGAUGAACCCAAAGCAGUCAAGGAGUACCGGUACCCAGAAAAAUUGCCAGGUGAACUGUACGACGCAGACACACAGUGCAAAUGGCAGUUUGGAGAGAAGGCCAAACUCUGCACUCUGGAUUUCAAGAAGGAUAUCUGCAAGGCUCUCUGGUGCCAUCGCGUUGGGAGGAAAUGUGAAACCAAAUUCAUGCCAGCUGCUGAAGGCUCUGCCUGUGGCCCCAAUAUGUGGUGUCGUAGAGGUCACUGUGUAAAGCAGGGCGAUGAAGGCCCCCGACCUCAGCAUGGGCAUUGGUCAGAGUGGUCAUCAUGGUCUACAUGCUCUCGAAGCUGCGAAAGUGGUGUGACCUAUCGAGAGAGGCAGUGUAACAACCCCAGACCUACCAAUGGUGGGAAGUUUUGUGAUGGCUCCACUCGGUCAUACAAACUUUGCAACACUGUGGAUUGUCCAACAAACACUGCUGAUUACAGAGCAAAACAGUGUGCUGAAUUUAACAGCAAGCAGUUCAGAGGAUGGUACUACACCUGGAGACCGUACACUAAAGUGGAUGAUCAAGACAUUUGCAAGCUUUACUGCCUUGCUGAGGGUUACGAUUUCUUCUUUGCCCUGGCCAGCAAAGUUAGGGAUGGGACACUUUGUGCAAAGGAUAGUUCCAAUGUCUGUAUUGAUGGGUUGUGUGAGAGAGUGGGGUGUGACCGUGUCUUGGGCUCAGCAGCUGUGGCUGAUGCUUGUGGUGUGUGUAAAGGAGACAACUCCACCUGCAAGAUCUAUAACGGGCAGUACACAAAGCAGCAUUAUACUAACCAGUACUACGGGGUUGUCACCAUCCCAGCAGGAGCUCGGAGUAUCCGUGUCAUGGAAAUGAAUACUUCCAGCUCCUACCUAGCGGUCAGAGACACCCAGAGACACUACUAUCUCAAUGGUCGCUGGACAGUGGACUGGCCAGGUCGCCACCCUAUUGCUGGUACAACGUUUGAGUACAAGAGACCAUAUAACAGACCAGAGAGUCUCAUAUCAGCAGGACCUACAAAUGAGACACUGGUGGUUGAAGUAUUGCUGCAGGGUUGGAAUCCCGGAAUACGUUGGGAAUAUUCUCUGAACAAAAUGGAUGAAAAAGCGGCUAAGAACCACAUUAAACACAGCUAUACCUGGGCUAUCGUACGCUCCCACUGCUCAGCAACUUGUGCUGGAGGACAUAUGAACACCAAGGCAGCAUGCUACAAAGACUUGAGAGUUCAGGUUAAUGUGACGUACUGCAAUCCCAGAACUAGACCAGGAAUUGGAACGAUACCCUGCAAUACCCACCCAUGUCCUGCCAGCUGGUCUGCAGGGGGUUGGGGGCCAUGCAGCCAGAGCUGCGGAGGAGGGGAGCAGACGCGGCAGGUUCAGUGUGUCCAGAAAACCAGUCAAACCAACGCAGAGACCCUGGCAGAUUCUCAGUGUCCACAUUCACCCCCGGCAACGAGGCAAACCUGCAACACACACAGCUGCCCGCCAGUCUGGAGCGCUGGGCCAUGGUCUCAGUGCUCACGCAAGUGUGGCCACGGUCUGAAGAAGAGGAGCGUGCUGUGUACGAGCAGCAACCCAAGUGCUCAGACUCACACGCUGCCUGACAGCAAGUGUGCAGGCCUGCAGAAACCUGCCACUCAAGAAUCCUGCUUCAUCAAACGCUGUCAGAAACAACGUAAGACCCAGUGGUUUGUCUCCACUUGGCAAGAGUGUUCAGCAACAUGUGGCCGGGGUUAUCAGGCACGCUUCAUCAAGUGUGCUGAAAAGGACACUGCAGGAAAGUACAGAGAACUUACUGCCAAAAAGUGCCACCAUGUUCCCAAGCCCAAAGUGGAACUCCAAAGGCCCUGCAUCCUGGCUGAGUGUCCUACCCGCACUACUCCACCACUCUACCGAUGGAGGACGCCUCAUCACCUCUAUCCACCUCAGCCUCUCCCUCAAGCUGCACCAUCACCAGAGUGGGUCUCAUCUCCUUGGUCUCAGUGCUCAGUAACAUGUGGAGGAGGAGUGCAAGUCAGGACAGUGCAGUGUCAGAUCCAGGGAAAGCCUGCUAUUGGCUGCGUUCUCCAUCUUCGACCCUCAUCGUCUCAGGCCUGCAACACAAACUUCUGCCCACAACCAGAGAAAAAAGAUCUGGCUUGUAGGGAUUACUUCAAUUGGUGCCAUCUUGUGCCUCAGCAUGGAGUCUGCAACCACAAGUUCUAUGGCAAGCAAUGCUGCCACUCCUGUUCAAAUUCCAACCUAUAACCAUUCAAAGCAACUGUCGGUAGUAUACAUGUAGCUGAAUAGUCAACGGACUAUAUUGAUGCCCUUGCUUGAAAAGAUAUGUUUUUGUCAUAAGCAUGCGGCAAGCACUGAAAAAGGUUUAAACACGCAAGAGAUGUUGUGGCUUUGGUUCUCUCUGUGAUGCCAGACAUCUGAAUAUCUGAUUCUGACAGAAAAACUGGAAUGCAUUGGAGAACAGAAUUCUGAGAAGGAAAUAUUAAGAUGCAAGCUAAUAGGAGAGAUGGUUUCUACCUAGAAGAUUCACCAUCCCCUGGACAAAAAGCAACAAGAUGAGGUUUUUAUACACUGCAAGGCAUCAACAAGUGUUAUGGAGUCUUUCUUUAAUGACUUGGGAAAUACACAAGGUGUUAAGAGGAAGAAAAAAGAAUGUUUCAAGGAUGCAUUUACAAUUAAAAAUGUAGCCAAAUACUUACAUGAAAAUAUUCUGUGAAAAGUUAGAAUUUCUGGAGACAAGUAUCUUUGAAACCAAACGUCAUACAUUAGAGAGGUAUUUUGAAAGAAGACAUAUUUGUGUGAACUGGCCUUCAUACUUAGUGGUGCUACAAGUUGUCACUUUGAUUUCACAGAAACAGUAAUAUCCUUUUCUAGGAUUCAGGAAAGAAUUGUGUCACAUGUGUACAGUAUUGUUUGUUUUAUUUAUUUGCUUUACAAUACAGCAUUGCUGAAAGACUGUAUUAUUAAGCUCUAUACACACUCUUUUCACAAUACCUAAAGCCGUAUACUUUCAUGUGUUUUGUCACAUACUGACCAAACAACAACUUUAAGCUUUUCAUUAUAUCCUAACUUGUGUUUAACAUGAACAAUUAAGUUAAAUCUUCAAUGGUAGCUUUGUUGGCAUAUUAUUUAAAUUGUCUCGUGACAGUUGAUGUGUCUUAAAUAAGGCACAGCAAUGCAUUACAUAUUACUAUGGUCUGAAAGCAAUCAGGCAAUAGUUAAUGAUCUGGCUGCCUGACCUUUUGCAUUUAAAAUGAAAUAACAUCAACAGUUUUGUGCCAUAACAUGAGGUCUGAUGUCAUCCUGUUUAGCUGAAAGUGGGACUGAAUGUAUUCCUACAGGGAGUAUAAACUUCGAAUCUCUAAGUGGAUAUAGAUGCAAUGUGGAGAAAACUCAGGAGAGAAAUGUGAGCUCUUUAGUUAUAUUUCUUUGGCUCACGUUUUAAACACAGCAGGGUGUUGUCACCUUGCCCUCAUAAUGGGUUGAAGUCUUUGUCUGUUUUUAUCUUCGUCCCAGGGGCUACACUGUUGUUUUGUACUUCAUAGUUUAAUACUCUGCUUUUACCAGUUGGUUUCGACAAUUGUAUGUUAAGUUUGUAAAGAAAUAAACAUGUUCUAACUCUC